Messenger RNA from Bursaphelenchus okinawaensis, 1520 nucleotides. NCBI's taxonomy places the organism in Eukaryota, Metazoa, Nematoda, Chromadorea, Rhabditida, Aphelenchoididae. The record is from the annotation of a GenBank genome assembly.
AUGGCCGCGAAUAUUAAACCGGUAGGUUUUUUUAGCUUUUGUUGUUUACCAGCCGUUGUGGGAAGAGGGGUUUUGAAUGGGGUCGUAAAUUUUAAGUUAGAUCAGGGUUUUCACCAAUUUUUCGCAAAAUCUUAGGUUAAGCCAGCUUUGACGUCCAUUUUUAGAGACGGUAUUCAAUGAAUUUCCAUUAUUACAGUAACUAAGCUUAAAACUGACUUAAUUAGGUAUCCCACUAUCGUAAAAGCGUAGCUCAAAACUACCAACCUUAAAAACGAUAAUUUAAAAUUUGCAAAAAAAAACUCUUUAGGUUGUAAGUUGUGUUCCCGAAAGAAUAAUGGUAAACUUGCCAUACAGCGAGGACGUCGAGAUCCCGUUCAAGUUGAACACCCAACCUGACCGGAAGGUCGAUAUCUUUGUGAGCACGAGCCAGAAGAAAAUGUGCUUAAUGAAAAGAAACAAAAGAAAGAUCAAUGUGACAUACUACACAUUGAAGAUCAAAUCGUAUGGACAAGAGGUCAGCCAACUUUUAAUGGAUUUGGAAAUUUUCUUGAUUGUGAAAUACCAAUGCGUUUCAAACGGAAACCACGAAAAAAUUCUCAUACCCAUCGUCUUCAGCAUGAAUGGUAGGUGUACAUAAUCAUAAACAUAAUAAGUUAUAUGGUAUUUGACCUAAAAAAGUUAAAAUAGUUUGUUCUGAAGACAUUUUUUCCAAAAAUUUACGGUUUUUCGAAAAAUUCAUAAAAAUUUUAAUUAUCUUUGUAAAUUCUAUUACUUUUUAGAACCGGUACGUCAAGUUCACGAUGAUCCACAAGUCCAGUUCAAUGCUACGCAAAUGCAUGUCGGUACCGAGAACAUAAACCAGCCGAACAUCAAUAAUCAGGUAAGACAGCCUUUUUUAAAUAUAAAGUUUAAUUUACUUUCAAGGCCGGGCGUUCCAAAAGUGACGAAUACGUAAUCCCCAUCCCUUCCCCCACAUCACCCCAAAAAUUUUUUGAAAAAAAAGUUUUGAGUUAUGGCCAUCGAUUUUCAAAGCUUCCGCCGAUCGUCAGCCGAAUAUUUGAUUCCGAUCUUAGCAAAACUUUUAGGACCGUGAUCCUAAUCCUAAAUCCUAAUUUUAGGACCAGACCAAUAGCCACCUCUAGUUAUUACUGUACUUUACAGUAAAACUACGAGAACUCGCUUCCUUAAGCUUUCUUUAACCCCUCCCCUUUCCAUUCCCACCCCCGCUCUUCUCACUGCCCGGCCUUGAUCACAAGAUACCUUUUAAUAAAUCAAUUACAUUCAAGAGAAUGCUAUAUUUAAACUAGAUCGUACAGACAUUGUUUCUUUUUUAGAAUCUGAACAUUAAGAAUUUCAUUGUAUGCAAUAUAACAUCCAAUGCAACAGUCCCAAUCAAGAGUCCAAGUAUGCUACAAUUAACAUCACCACGUCGUCCAAGACAACAACAUACAACACAAGUUAUAUCCUUAAUUUUUGGCCGAUGCAAGUCAAAGAUUCAUUCAUCUCGUACAAUUUACUGA